UCCAUAUCCGGUUGAGGCGAUGUUUACAAUGCCGAUGUUGAGCGGCUAACGCUGAGCAUCGACAGAGCGUCCCGCAUUUCACUUCCUUACAUUACAAACCGUUCGCUCACAUCAAAUGGCAUCUCCGGUUCCCCUGACCGCCCGGGCCCCGCCGCCUGCAGCCGGCUGCGGCGCUGUCCGGGGGAAGAAACGGCCCAACGGUCCGGCGGUCUCUGCCGCUCCGCAGGUGACCGGAAGCUGCGGCAGCAAGAAGAAGAAGUGCCAACUGACCGCUGCGCCGACCGCACAGGCACAGAUUACAGCAGUGGUGGAGUCGGUGCCUGAGGUGAAGCCGGUGGCAACAGUGGACUGCGGCCCCACUGCCAUCGCAGAGUCCACAGCAAAGCCUCCCCCCUUCAAAGACCCCGCAUUUAUGCAUUCUGGGAUCGGUGGCGCAGCGGCAGGUAAAAAGAACCGGACCUGGAAGAACCUCAAACAGAUCCUGGCUUUGGAGCGGACAUUACCCUGGCAGCUCAAUGAUCCCAACUACUACAGCAUUGAAGCCCCUCCCUCGUUGAAGCCAACUAAGAAAUACUCUGACAUCUCUGGACUCCCGGCAAACUACACUGACCCUCAGACAAAGCUACGCUUCACAUCCUCUGAGGAGUUCUCCUACAUUCGCCUCCUCCCCACAGACGUUGUCACUGGCUACCUUGCUCUUCGAAAGGCAACAUGCAUCGUCCCCUGACUGCCGAGCAACACCUGAAAUAGUUUCAAACCAGAGUUGAUCUCAUGUCAGUUUAGGACAGGCUGCGCAGCCAAGAGACGGCGAGCACAGGCUGCAUGUGUACGUGUGGACAAUGCAUCAUAAAUGUCAUAAAUGAUUUUGUGUGAAAAAAUAAAUGCAACUUGUGUGAAAUUUGAGGGGUUUUCUUACAUUUAGAAAAAAAGCGUUAUUUGCUUGUCUGAACACUGGUGGAUUUUGAUUGUAAUUAAUCAAUGUCAACUCCUGUGUUACGGGCAAGGAUGCAGUUCACCUCUUUGUGGUAAAACAUCAGUCUCCGUUAGUUAAAAUACAGUUGGUUGGGUUACAGAUGAGUUUUAGACAACAAAUGUAAAAAAAAUAUUUUUUAUAAUGUUUAAGAUUGAUACUACAAAGAUCUCAUUAAAGCUAAUUUGAAAUGUAUGUUAAAGUUGAA
Molecule: messenger RNA, 1178 nt
Organism: Pungitius pungitius (ninespine stickleback)
Lineage: Eukaryota; Metazoa; Chordata; Actinopteri; Perciformes; Gasterosteidae
Gene: ino80c
Product: INO80 complex subunit C
Exons: 5
Coding region: 116-727 (203 amino acids)
Biological process (GO): chromatin remodeling
Cellular component (GO): Ino80 complex
Source: RefSeq, a predicted model, not a curated record